Molecule: messenger RNA, 4113 nt
Organism: Bufo bufo (common toad)
Lineage: Eukaryota; Metazoa; Chordata; Amphibia; Anura; Bufonidae
Gene: ERCC5
Product: ERCC excision repair 5, endonuclease
Exons: 16
Coding region: 152-3688 (1178 amino acids)
Biological process (GO): nucleotide-excision repair
Cellular component (GO): nucleus
Molecular function (GO): DNA endonuclease activity; single-stranded DNA binding
Source: RefSeq, a predicted model, not a curated record
GUGACUAGUGACACCACAAACCUCCUUCUAACAACUGCAUUCUAGCAUCUACCAGCUGUCAGUGUGCACAGUAACUAGUGAAUGGGGGCGCGUGGAGUGUAGCAGUGCUGACAGGAGGUAAAUCUGUAGGAGAACCACAUAUCAUGUCAGCAUGGGAGUUCAAGGACUUUGGAAGCUGCUUGAAUGUUCUGGAAGACCUGUAAAUCCAGAGACUCUGGAAGGAAAAAUCCUUGCUGUUGACAUUAGCAUUUGGUUGAAUCAGGCAAUAAAAGGAGCAAGAGACCGGCAUGGAAAUGCUCUUCAAAAUGCUCAUCUGCUCACUUUAUUCCAUCGGCUUUGUAAGCUGUUGUUCUUCAGGAUACGUCCCAUCUUUGUGUUUGAUGGUGAAGCACCUCUGCUAAAGAAACAGACUCUUGCAAGAAGAAGACAAAAGAAAGACACGGCGGCUAGUGAGGCCAAAAGAACACAUGAGAAGUUGCUGAAAACCUUUUUGAAAAGACAAGCUAUUAAAGCUGCCUUGUCGGGGAGCAAACAGAGAAAUGAAGAUUUUCCAAGCCUCCCAAAUGUACAGCGAAAGGAAGAGGAAGAUAUUUAUACCUUACCCCCCUUGGAGGAGAAUGAGAGAAAUAGCUCCGAAGAGGAAGAAGAAAAGGAAUGGGAAGAACGAAUGACUCAAAAACGGAUGGUUCAGGAUGAAAUCUUGGCCAAUUUUAAUUCAGUGGACAUAGACUCUGAAGAAUUUACUAGCCUCCCUGCAGAGGUAAAGCAUGAAAUACUGACUGACAUGAAGGAGUUUGCAAAACGUAGAAGGACAUUAUAUGAAGUUAUGCCAGAGGACUCCAAUGAUUUUUCCCAGUAUCAGCUGAAAGGACUGCUGAAAAAAAAUAAUUUGAGCAGGUGCCUUGAUAACGUGCGGAAAGAGAUGAACCAGCAGUACACGGGGGAGGUCCGCGCUCAGUUUGAGACAGAAGGGGGGUUUAUGAAAGAGGUUGAAACUCGCCGUCUGGUCUCAGAGGACACUUCUCAUUAUAUUCUAAUUAAAGGAAUAAAAGAAAAAGAUAAGAAAGAUGAUGUGCCCGAGCAAGCUAUGCCCUCUAGUUCUAGUGAUAUGCCAAAAACCUACCUUGAUAUGAAGCUGGCUUCUGCCCAUAAACCGAAGAAAGCAAAGGACAGCAUUCCAGAAGAGCGGCCACCCUCCCCAAGAACACUUUUUGCUAUACAGGAAGCAAUGAUGGAAAGUAACUCUGAUGAAGAACCUCAUAACAGUGGUGUAACCCAAAGCAAUGAAAUGGCAUCUGUGGGGGCAAUAGAUGGCAGUGUCUCGCCCAGAACCCUGCAAGCAAUUCAAGAGGCUCUUACUGAAGAUGAAAUGGCUUCGAGCAGGAAAAGGCCUGUUGGGAUAAAUGAUGGAAAGGAUGAGUUAAAGAUCUGGCAACCUAAAGCCAAGGUUUUGAUUAUUAGUAGCUCAGAUGAGGAAGAUGAAGACUUGGUUAUUGAGAGUGAAACAAAAACUGCCCUGGGUAUAUUUAAAGCAAGCAAUGAGGUAGACUGUUCUACCAAUAGUCUUACGAGUAGCAAUGAUAAAUCAAUAGUCAGUAGUUUGGUGUCUGUUACAAACCAUGGUGAGAUACCUCACAAAGUAAAUGUGACCAAAGCAGACGAAAAAGAUCUGAACAUGCAGGAAAAGAAAACUCCUCUCUGUUCUCAGGAUACACCUGUUGAGAAACCUGUGUUAAAUAUUUCCAGUCAAAGUAACAUAACUCCUUCACUUCAGAGCAACCUUCAAGAUCCAUCCAGUAGUAUAGCUACUCCAAUUUCCUUGGAGUUGGAGAACUCUAAAUUAAAGUUGAGUGAAAAAACUGAUGAUGAACUUAACCCCAGCAAAAAUGAAACUGACCUCCAGUCUUCACCAUCAGAGUCUUCGGGUUCUUCAUCACUGUCCAUACAGAAUAAUCCAGUGUUGGUGGUGCCACCACAGCAGAAGGCCAUUGAUACUGCUUGUAGGCAAGAAGAAUCUACUGCUAAUGUUCCAGAUACAAAUUAUGUCCCUAUGACUCCAGAAAGCAUUCCUAUUAUUGAUGAAGUAUUGGAUAGAGAUAAAGAAAUGGAUUCAGGCUCUGAGGGUAGUUUCAUUGAAGUAGAAAGUGAUUCAGAUGAUAGUAAUUCUCAGCAAGUACAAACAACUGAAUCUCCCAAAGAUACAAUGGAAAGGCAAGUGGGUGAUUUCACCAAGGCAGCAUCCACCUCUGCCACUCAGAUCGAAGACGCCUUCAGAGAAGAUGAGCGGGCAAAUGUUCCGAAUCCUGAACUACAGCAAAAUGAGGGAGAGGCCAAAUCCAAUGAGUGGCAAGACAUUAGUAUGGAAGAACUGGAGACGCUGGAGAAUAAUCUGUUUGUUCAGCAGACCUCGCUCCAGGCACAGAGGCAGCAGCAGGAACGUGUUGCUGCAUCUGUGACCGGACAGAUGUACCUAGAAAGUCAGGAACUUUUGCGUCUGUUUGGUAUUCCUUACAUUGUAGCUCCUAUGGAGGCAGAAGCUCAGUGUGCCAUUUUAGACCUGACGGACCAGACCUCUGGCACUAUCACAGACGAUAGUGAUAUCUGGCUUUUUGGGGCACGACAUGUCUACAAGAAUUUCUUUUCUCAAAAUAAAUAUGUGGAAUAUUUCCAGUUGUGUGAUAUUCAGAAUCAGCUGGGCUUAGAUCGUUCCAAACUUAUUAAUUUAGCCUACUUGAUGGGGAGUGAUUAUACUGAUGGAAUAUCCUCGGUUGGCUAUGUUUCUGCCAUGGAGAUACUGAAUGAAUUUUCUGGGCAUGGUCUAGAACCUCUGAUCAAGUUCAAGGAAUGGUGGACAGAAGCCCAAAAGAAUAAGAAAAUGAGACCUAAUCCACAUGAUACCAAAGUAAAGAAGAAAUUACGGGAUCUGGAGCUACAUCCUGCAUUUCCUAACCUAGCAGUAGCUGAUGCUUAUUUGAAACCUGUGGUAGAUGAUUCCAAAGGAGCUUUUGCCUGGGGCCGACCAGACCUAGAUGAAAUCCGGGAGUUCUGUGAGAGCCGCUUUGGCUGGUAUCGCUCCAAGACUGAUGAAGUCUUACUGCCAGUGCUGAAGCAGUUAAACACACACCAGACCCAGCUCCGGAUCGAUUCCUUCUUUCGGAUGGAGAACCACGAGGCUCAUGGUCUGAAGAGUCAGCGAGUGCGCAGAGCAGUGACUUGUAUGAAAAGAAAGGAAAAAGAUAGCGACGUUCUAGAAGUAGAAGAGGCCACAGUACUGAUGGAGAAAGAGUAUGCACUCGGGGAUAAGAAAAAUGCAAAGCCUAAAAGAAACCCACAGAAAGGGAAGAAGAAAAAGGAGACGAAAUUGGAUAGUCCUCCAUCUGAGAGUCCUCCAUCUGAGAGUGUGGUUGGUGGCUUUCUUGGGUCCGGAACCAAAUCUUUAUCUCCUAAGAAUGAAAAAUCAUUUGGGGAUGACUUGGACAGGAAAACACAAAAACUCAACAGUUGCACAGACCUUUGCAAGGGAACAAAGCCAAGCAAACCUGGCAAUGUUGGUUCAGGUGGAAAGACAGAAACCCUGGAAACAAGCAGUUCAAGUGACGAUGAAGACAAGGUAGUGCAGGUAGCAGCCAAGCCUGUGUUUCAGCGCAACAGUAAAAUACCAAAAACUCUGAGGGGUAGAAAGAAAUAAAAAAAAAUUGCAGUUUUGACCCUUAUAUAAUAUAUAUAAAUUGAUGUUUUUUUACCUGUUUAUGAACCAUCACCUAAAAUUAUAUGUUCUGCAACUAAUAAUAUUGUUGUUUGACUGCCAUUUAAUAUUUAGUGUUUUUGGCCAUGACUUGUUGCGAAGUACAUUUUAUACUACUCGCCCUCAAAAUCAGAUAUUUUUAUGUAACCUGCAUCAUGUGUUUGGGAAAAGGAGUUUACGUCCUUUUAUAUUGAUGGUCUGUUUUAUCCUGAGGAGAGGCUGCAGUAAAAAUAUCUGCCCACUACACAGUGACAGAGCUGUGUAGUUCCGGCGCUACUCCCAAAUUCAGAGUGUCUGACCCUUGCCGAUCAGAUAUUGAUGGUCUAUCCUGAGAAUAGGCCAUCAAUAUUAAAGGACUGGACAACCCC